AUGGCUAAUUCAGAUGAUGGAGCAGGAAAUUGGAUAAAGCAUUACAGUAGCAGGCAUAAAAUUCUGCUGGUGGGUGAGGGUGAUUUCUCCUUUGCUGCAUGCUUAGCCAGAUCAUUUGGCUCUGCUGCCAACAUGGUAGCUACUUCUCUGGAUUCAAAAGCAAAAGAUAGUGAUCAAGGUGUCAAUGAGGUGGCAAUAAAAGGGAAAGAAAGAGAUGAACUGAUGGUGAUUGGAGAGGAAGUUGAUUCAGUUAAGUUGGCUUGUAGCCUUAGAAAAAAGCUUCGGAAUGCUACCAUAGUAGAAAAGGAUGAAAUGGAAAUGGCUAAUUUAGAUGAUAAAGGAGAAAAAUGGAUAAAGCAUUACAGUAGCAGGCAUGAGAUUCUGCUGGUGGGUGAGGGUGAUUUCUCCUUUGCUGCAUGCUUAGCCAGAUCAUUUGGCUCUGCUGCCAACAUGGUGGCUACUUCUGUAGAUUCAAAAGAAAGCAUUUUUAGGCUGCACCAAAAUCUGGUCCAGGGCUUCCUGAGGAAUGCAAGUGACACGCUGACAGAUAGAGGAGAAGUUCACAUUACUCGCAAAAUUACUCAUCCAUUCAGUGAGUGGAAAAUUGAGAAGCUAGCAAAAGAAGUUGGGUUAGGAUUGUUCAGGGAAGAACCAUUUUGGCUAUGGGAUUAUCCAGGAUAUGGAAACAAGAGGGGAGAUGGAGAUAGAUGUGAUGACAGCUUUCCUGUUGGACAAUACACUACUUUCAAGUUUCGGAAGCCUUCUGUUCUUGCAGAUCAGUUUCCUGGAAUGUGA
Theobroma umbraticum is the source of this 795-nucleotide messenger RNA. The record is from RefSeq and is a predicted model, not a curated record. NCBI's taxonomy places the organism in Eukaryota, Viridiplantae, Streptophyta, Magnoliopsida, Malvales, Malvaceae.